This is a messenger RNA of Mangifera indica (mango), 1590 nucleotides long. RefSeq lists its product as uncharacterized. Bases 516 to 1457 code for a protein of 313 amino acids. Gene Ontology annotation, molecular function: protein binding. NCBI's taxonomy places the organism in Eukaryota, Viridiplantae, Streptophyta, Magnoliopsida, Sapindales, Anacardiaceae. The transcript has 7 exons. The record is from RefSeq and is a predicted model, not a curated record.
CCUCUGACAAGCCAAACAAUAAAUGUAAAGAAUAAAGUGAACUUCUCAUAUUUAAGAAAACUGAAAGAAAGGGACUCUUGUGAGAUGUUUUUAGAUUGUGAAGGUCGUGUCUGUAACAAAUAAAGGGCUUAGUUCAAGAGAGUUAUGAAUAAUAGGUUUAGAACAACAUUAAUACCGGUCAAAGGGAUCACUUGGAGAUUGUAAUGACAUUAUUGAAGCUAAUGACGUCAGCAAUAGGAUCAGAGGAUGACGUCUUAAAAGACAAGAUGGGUCCCAAUUAAUUGCAAAGUCUUAAAUCUUUUUCAAAGUUGUGGGGGAGACAAGCCUUAGUCAAGAAGGAAAGCAGUGCGAAGGAGAUAUAAAGAAGUAAAGAGCUGAAGACCGGAAAACGGUCAGCAUUGGAUCAUCAUCUAUUUAAUUAGGCUUCAGUUGCAUGUCUUUCAGAUUUCAGUGUAUAAGAGCCAAACCCACCUGAAAAAUUCUGAUUGUUUUUUAAUCUGGGCUUGCUGUUCAACAUGGAUUCUCCUUUCUCUGAUCAGAGUGGCAUCUCGAGAGAUAUGGAGCUUAAAAAAUCAGCUGAAGGAACCUUUUUAAGAGUGUUCAGGGAUGUUCCGCCUAGUCAUUACCUGUUAAAAAUUCAGUCUUUCUCAUCCCUUAAAAUAUUUAAAAAGUUCGUUUCACAGAAGUUUGAUGCAGGGGACUACAAAUGGAAAUUUUGUCUCUACCCAAAUGGGGAUAAACUUGAAGGUCAUAUAUCUGUUUGCUUAGAACUGUCAGAAGUGGAUUCUCUCCCAACUGGGUUUGAGAUCAACGUGAUUAUGAGUUUUUUUGUAUUUGAUCAGCUUCGGGACAAGUAUUUCUCUAUUCAAGAUGGGUCAGUAAGGCGUUACCAUUCAAUGGUGACAGAAUGGGGCAUCUCCGAAUUCUUGGACCUGGAAACUUUUCACGAUCCAUCAAAUGGGUUCCUUGUCAAUGACACUUGUGUUUUUGGUGCGGAGGUCUUUGUUCUCAAAAAUACUUUCAAAGGGGAGUUUUUAUCAAAAAUGAAUGCCCCGCUGACUCAGUUUCAUACCUGGGUUGUUGAGAAUUUUGCUGAUCUGAAAGAUGAAAGAUACAUUUCUGAAUCAUUUGGACCACACAGAUGGAAUGUUACUCUCUACCCUAAUGGACAUCAGCACGCCAAAGGAAAAUUUAUUUCAAUUUAUUUAUCGUCAGAUCAGUUUUUAAAACCUAACUUGUUUGUGGAUAUCCUCCUGCGAGUCAAAAAUCAAAGGACUGAUUCUCACGUUGAGAAAAAAGCUUUAAACCAUAUGUUGAGUCCAAAUGACACGGCUUGGGGUUGUUCAAAUUUCAUGUCGUUAGAUACAUUGAAAGAUCCCAAACAGGGUUAUUUGGUGAAUGACUCUUGCAUCAUUGAAGCCGAAGUUAAAGUUCGUUUUUGGGAAUACACUGUGUAACACAGUCCGAGUUGGCUUCACUGUUACAAUUAUAUUUACUUCUUGUUUUAGUUUUUUGUCUUUUAAAUAUUGUUAGAAUAUUUACUUCUGGGAAUACACUGUGUAACACAGUCCGAGUUGGCUUCACUGGUUA